AUGCGCCGGGCCAGCCGAGACUACGGCAAGUACCUGCGCGGCUCGGAGGAGAUGGGCGGCGGCCCUGGCGCCCCGCACGAGGGGCCGCUGCACCCCAUGCCUUCAGCACCAGCCGCGCCGCCGCCCCCUGCGGCUUCCCGCUCCAUGUUCCUGGCCUUGCUAGGGCUGGGGCUGGGCCAGGUGGUCUGUAGUGUCGCUCUGUUCCUGUACUUCCGAGCGCAGAUGGAUCCUCACAGAAUAUCGGAAGACGGCACUCGCUGCAUUUAUAGGAUUCUCAGACUCCAUGAGAACACAGGCUUACAGGACUCGACUAUGGAGAGCGACGACACAGAUGCCCUGUCCGAGUCCUGCAGGAGGAUGAAACAGGCCUUCCACGGGGCCGUGCAGAAGGAAUUACAACAUAUCGUUGGGCCGCAGCGCUUCACAGGAGUUCCAGCUAUGAUGGAAGGUUCAUUGUUCGAUCUGGCUCAGCGGGGCAAGUCGGAGAUGCAGCCCUUUGCUCAUCUCACCAUUAAUGCUGCCAACAUCCCAACGGGUUCCCAUAAAGUCAGUCUGUCCUCUUGGUACCACGAUCGGGGCUGGGCCAAGAUCUCCAACAUGACGUUAAGCAACGGAAAGCUAAGGGUUAACCAAGAUGGCUUCUAUUACCUGUACGCUAACAUUUGCUUCCGGCAUCACGAGACAUCGGGAGACCUAGAUUCCGAAUAUCUUCAGCUGAUGGUGUAUGUCAUUAAAACCAGCAUCAAAAUCCCAAAUUAUCAAAACCUGAUGAAGGGAGGAAGUACCAAAUACUGGUCAGGGAAUUCUGAGUUCCACUUUUACUCCAUAAACGUUGGAGGGUUUUUCAAGCUCCGAGCUGGGGAAGAAAUCAGCGUUCAGGUGUCCAACCCCUCUCUGCUGGAUCCGGAUCAAGAUGCGACCUACUUUGGUGCUUUCAAAGUUCAAGACAUAGAGUAA
This is a messenger RNA of Microtus oregoni (creeping vole), 957 nucleotides long. It is a transcript of the gene Tnfsf11, whose product is annotated as TNF superfamily member 11. The transcript is spliced from 5 exons. Bases 1 to 957 code for a protein of 318 amino acids. Gene Ontology annotation, cellular component: membrane. Gene Ontology annotation, biological process: immune response. Gene Ontology annotation, molecular function: tumor necrosis factor receptor binding. Lineage: Eukaryota; Metazoa; Chordata; Mammalia; Rodentia; Cricetidae. The record is from RefSeq and is a predicted model, not a curated record.